Molecule: messenger RNA, 816 nt
Organism: Entamoeba invadens IP1
Lineage: Eukaryota; Evosea; Mastigamoebida; Endamoebidae
Exons: 1
Coding region: 1-816 (271 amino acids)
Source: RefSeq, a predicted model, not a curated record
AUGUCAAGACUUUCAAGUUAUCACAUUAUGAUAGUCUCGAAGUACUUCAAAACUAUUAAAGAUUUUAUAAACUUGGAGUUGGUAUGCAAGAAGUAUGGUGGUAAUAUGGAGAAGUUUCAUUUUAACCCAAUUCCGUUAAAUCGCAAAACAAUUAGAUACUUUCCAAACAUCGAGACACUUUGUUUGUGGAAUAAAAAAGAUGAUACAUUUGGCAAUAAAUUUAUGAUCAACACAGAAGAAAAUAAACAUUGUGAAAAUAAAACUGGUUUGAAAAUAGAAUUCUUUCGAAUCAUUGUGUGGUUCAAUGUUGAUUUUGAAACUGUUAACAGAAACAAAAAUCGAAACAUCGAGUUUAAAAAUGUAACUUACACUCAAAACGAUAGAGAAAAAUUUGGUAAUAACAUUCCAUUAAAUGUAAUAUCAAUUGGUGAGGAAUGUUUCCGUCAAUGUAGCAAUUUAAGCAGUAUUUCAAUACCAUCGAAUGUCACAUCACUGGGUGAUGGUUGUUUCCGUGGAUGUUAUGUUCUUAGCAGUGUUACGAUACCAUCAAGUGUGAAAUCCAUUGGUUAUUGUUGUUUCAGUGAUUGUGUUAGUUUAAGUAGUGUUACAAUACCAUCAAGUGUUACAUCAAUUGGUGAUGGUUGUUUUUGUGAAUGUAUUAGUUUAAUCUGUGUUACAAUACCAUCAAGUGUCACUUCAAUUAGUGAUAAUUGUUUCUUUAGAUGUAUUAGUCUUAGUAGUGUUACCAUACCAUUAAGUAUAACAUUAAUUGGAAUUCAAUGUUUCCCAUCUAAUACAGAAAUUCAUCGAGAUUAA